Messenger RNA from Lathyrus oleraceus (garden pea), 753 nucleotides. RefSeq lists its product as uncharacterized. The coding region runs from base 1 to 753 and encodes 250 amino acids. NCBI's taxonomy places the organism in Eukaryota, Viridiplantae, Streptophyta, Magnoliopsida, Fabales, Fabaceae. The transcript is spliced from 3 exons. The record is from RefSeq and is a predicted model, not a curated record.
AUGGAUUUCAAGAAAACUGAUGAUGUUAGUCGAAGUGCACAGAUAUUUGAAGAAGAGCUGGAACAUGAAGAGAUUCUUGUUGAGGAAGAAGCACAAGAUGCUGAAGAUACUGAGGAAGUUGAGGAGACUAUCGACGAAUACCUGUUGGCAAGAGAUAGGCCGAGAAGAAUCAUCAAGCCACCUCAAAGACUUGGGUAUGCAGACCUCAUAACUUAUGCCUUAAUCUUUGUAAGUGAGGUUCUAGAUGAAGAACCUAUAGACUAUAAGGAAGUUAUGAGGAGUCGAAAUAAGACUGAAUGGCUGAAGGCUAUGGAUGAUGAGAUGAAGUCUCUUCAUGAUAACCACACUUGGGAACUGAUUAAGAAACCUGUUGGAGCCAGUUGGGAAACAAUACUUCAGAAGAUUGUUUCCUUAUCAACCACUGAAGCGGAAUAUAUUAUCCUCACUGGAGCUGUGAAAGAAGCAUUAUGUCUUGAAGGUUUUGCUAAGGAGUUGAAACUUCAAGGUCGAGAUAUCACUAUUAAAUAUGAUAGUCAAAGUGUUAUAUACCUGUCGAAGAAUUCAGCCUAUCAUGAACGAACCAAGCAUAUUGAUGUGAGACUGCAUUUUGUCAGAGGGGUAACCGAACAUGGAGAAGUCCAAGUGCUGAAGGUUUCGACAUAUCACAAUGUUGCUCAUAUGAUCACUAAGACAUUACCAAGUUACAAAUUUUUCCACUGUAUGCAGUUGAUAAAGCUGCAUGAAGAAAACUAG